Molecule: messenger RNA, 2448 nt
Organism: Leptonychotes weddellii (Weddell seal)
Lineage: Eukaryota; Metazoa; Chordata; Mammalia; Carnivora; Phocidae
Source: RefSeq, a predicted model, not a curated record
CGGAGGCCUCCCCACUGCGGAACCCGGCGGGGAGGGGAGAGCGGCCUGGGGCGGGCGCCCCGCGCCGGAAGCGUGCCGGUCGCGCUGGGGUGGCCGCGGACAUGUGGAAGAUGUCCUUCAAGAAGGAAACUCCACUUGCCAACGCCGCAUUCUGGGCAGCAAGAAGAGGCAACCUGGCUCUGCUCAGGCUGUUGUUGAACAGCGGUCGGGUGGAUGUGGACUGCAGGGACAGUCAUGGCACCACGCUCCUCAUGGUCGCCUCCUAUGCCGGUCACAUAGACUGUGUGAGGGAACUGGUUCUGCAAGGAGCAGACAUCAAUCUCCAGAGAGAGUCAGGUACAACUGCCCUGUUCUUUGCUGCCCAGCAAGGACAUAAUGACGUCGUGAGAUUUCUCUUUGAAUUUGGAGCAUCCAGUGAAUUUAGGACCAAAGAUGGGGGCACGGCCCUGUUGGCUGCCAGUCAGUACGGGCACAUGCAGGUGGUGGAGACGUUGCUGAAGCAUGGAGCCAACAUCCACGACCAACUCUACGAUGGAGCCACUUCUCUCUUCCUCGCUGCCCAAGGUGGCUACUUGGAUGUGAUUCGAUUAUUGUUGUCUUCAGGAGCAAAAGUCAACCAACCAAGGCAGGACGGGACGGCGCCGCUGUGGAUCGCGUCGCAGAUGGGCCACAGCGAGGUGGUGAGGGUGAUGCUGCUGCGCGGAGCCGACCGGGACGCUGCCCGCAACGAUGGUACAACAGCAUUACUCAAAGCAGCCAACAAAGGCUAUAACGAUGUUAUAGAAGAGUUGCUGAAAUUCUCACCCACCCUUGGUAUUUUGAAGAAUGGGACAUCGGCCCUCCACGCGGCAGUACUCAGUGGGAAUACUAAAACAGUCGCGCUGCUCCUGGAAGCAGGGGCGGACCCAGCCCUGAGAAACAAGGCCAAUGAACUUCCGGCAGAACUAACCAAAAAUGAACGUAUACUGCGUCUCCUCCGAAGUAAAGAAGGACACAGGAAGAGCUAACUUAGUUCCAUAUUUCACUGAAAGAUAGAAACCCCAUUGCCCAAAAAGAAAUUGCUUUUCAAAUAGUGUUGGAAAUUCCUUUAAGCAAGGAAAUGCCCAGAAUGCCCACCCUGGGUCCCUGACCAAGGAGAGCUGGGCUCUGUGCCCCGAGUCAAGAACAGAAAGGCUCAGGGACCCCUUGCCCUCACUUUCAUGGGCUUCUCAUGCUGGCCAGUAACUCCAAUGCUAUGGGGCCUGCCAGGUUCGUGGAGUCCACAGAAACUCAUUUUAAACCACACUAAGUUGGGUCUCUCCGUUAAACUCUAAGAGUUAAACCCUGGAAGAGGUUUAAGCAAGAUGAUGAAAGCCUUUAAAAGACUGAAAGUGUGAUCUUCAGUGAAUCAAAGCACUUCUGCUUUUGUGUUAAUUGUAAGUGUGCUAAGAGAUAUAGCUCCCUCAUAUUUUACACAUAGAUGUAUGUCCUUCCAGCGUAAAAUGUUUUCUUCUACCCAAAGAUCGUAACCAUGAUUCUGAAGCAAUGAUGUGUAAAUUUACAUUACAGAGCCACUUCUGACAUUCCACCAUGUGAUUUUCCAAGAUGGACUGUUGAACUAUAAAAAAGAGAAAUUGUUUAGUUGCGAGGUGAUCCUCAUCUCAUUCCUAACACAUAAAAAAUCAUUUUUACCUAGAAUCAAUAUGGUAGGUACGGUAGGAUGUGAGUGGCAAAUUUGGAAACUCAGAAAAUUACAAACCACAGGAAAUUUAGGCUUGUCUCUUUGAACUUUUAUUUUGGUUCUAUUGUUGGGAAUCCGCUUCCCAUGCCAUAACUAAGUAACUUAAUAUGCUGUGUAAUCCUAUUGCUUGACCCAAUGACUUUGAGGUCCUUGGAUAAAAUGUGACAUAUGCAAGUACAAUAUGUUGCUAUUCUAUUGCAGGAGUAUAAGUAAUAAAAGACUGUUAUUAGUAUUUAAUAAGUGUUCAUCUAUGCAUGUUCUUGAGCUGAUUGAUUCCAAGAAAGAAACCCGAGUUUUAUUGAAUUAUUCCUUGGAGGGGAGUCAAAAUUUAUGUUCAAUGCACUUUAUAAUCAAUGGUGUCUAAAUGCCUCAGUCAGUGCCUAAUUGCACACUCACAAAUUAGACCAUCUUUCUAUAAUCUACCAUAAUAAACGCUGAUGGUAUUUCUGUUAUUUAAAUAUUCUUUGGUUUUCUUUUCAUGUUCUGUUCUGGUUUCCAGCCAAUGUUCUGUGUAAAGACAUGUUAAGAUGGAAAGAAAUGCAGUCGCCAAAGUUGUUUUUUUUUUUAACCAACUUGCAGUGGUACUAAAAGCAUUAUCUUUAAGUCAGUAAGCGAUGGAAUAUAAUUUUUGAAAUUAGAAUAUAUUCUCUUAAAGUUUGUUAUGAUCAAUAAAAUAAUCAAUCAACAAAAAUCAGCUUAUUUUAGUCAAUAAAGGCAGUAAUGAUCAA